AUGAACAAGCCCAAGCUCCCAGAAGAGGCUACCCAGCCAGUCCCUGAAGCGCGCUACAACAUGCGCAAGCGUCCUGCCAAACCGAUCACGGAGUCUUCCAAGCGCGUCUAUCGUACUCGCGGCGGUCUCGUCUCCUUGCGGAAAACACCAAAAGACCUCGUCCCCAUCGUCAAGUCCAACACGCAACAGUCUCCCCUUCUCCGUCUUCCCGCCGAACUUCGAAACAAGAUCUUCAGGCACGGAAGCACCCGCGAAUGGCGCCACCUCAACAGCGAUAACGACGUCUUCCGGUCAACACCUGCCAACAUCGCCCUACCGCGCGUCUGUCGUCAAAUUUACUCCGAAACAGCUACUCUAGUAUACUCCGAGAACUUGUUUUCCUUUAACAACGUCUUUGAACUCGAUCGCUUUGUCGCUUCACGCAAACAUGCUCAGCUCGAAGCCAUGACGAUGAUUAUGGUUGAUAUAAGUUGGGGCGCGUUUCAGAGCGGAAGCGAGGCUCUGAAGAUGGUGCUUAGGAGCCUGGGUAGAUGCAAGGGGUUGAAGAAACUGUAUAUGGGAGAGCUUAGGGGUCUAUGGAGCACCAAGAAGGAGUUUGCUCGUGUGAAAGAAGCGGAAGCUGCAGUUGCAAAAGGCCAGGCAGGAGAGCUUCAGGACAUAAUCCGCCUGAGUACUUCGCAUGCUGAGCGCAUACGUCGAACCCAAGAGAACCAGGCAAACUCCCCUCUCCUCCGUCUUCCACCUGAGCUUCGUAACAUCAUCUACGAGUAUGUGUUACGUAUGGAUCAUCCGAUAGAGAUGAUAAGAACAGCGAUGAGGGACCGAGCCGGCCACAAGCGACAUCUUCUCGCCCUCCUUGGAAGCUGCUCGCAGAUCAACACAGAGACCGCUAUGCUGCCCUACACUCUCAACGUCUUUGCUGUGACGGGUUUUAGUUCCAAUGCAUGGAAGCUACUUCAUCACACCGGCCAGAAGCAACUACAGGCUAUUAAGAGGAUGCAACUUAGGACAGCUGUGGGGAGUAUAGUCAUGGGACUAGAGGACGAUAUGGCCUCUUUAAGGGGCUUAGAAAUGAUUGAGAUACGGGACAGCCAUGGCCGGUGGAACGAGGAUCUGAUCCGACGGAUAAAUAUGCGUUUGCCAGGCGUUGUUAUUUCUAAGAUCGAGGCGUUUCCUUAG
This is a messenger RNA of Alternaria triticimaculans, 1179 nucleotides long. RefSeq lists its product as uncharacterized. Bases 1 to 1179 code for a protein of 392 amino acids. Lineage: Eukaryota; Fungi; Ascomycota; Dothideomycetes; Pleosporales; Pleosporaceae. The record is from RefSeq and is a predicted model, not a curated record. The transcript has 5 exons.